Molecule: messenger RNA, 1353 nt
Organism: Miscanthus lutarioriparius
Lineage: Eukaryota; Viridiplantae; Streptophyta; Magnoliopsida; Poales; Poaceae
Source: the annotation of a GenBank genome assembly
AUGGCCUCUCUCUUCGUCGCGGCGCGCCGCCUGCUCAGCCUUGGCCGCCGCGGAGGACUCCUCCCCGUGCCCCCCUCUCGCGCCGUUGCCACCUCAUCUCGCAGCAACAGCGAGGAGGAGCGACCGCCGCCGGCGAGGCCGCAGAGCCUGCAGUCCACGCUGUGGCCGCUGGGCCACCCGGGCACACUCCUUGUGCCGGAGAUCGAACUGUGGGCGGCGCGGCCCAGAAACUGCCUCCGAGCCGUUGAGCUCCAACACAUCGUCAAGGAACUCUGCAAGCGCCGCCACCACCACCAGGCCCUCGAGGUCUCGGAGUGGAUGAAUCUCAAGGGUCACGUCAAAUUUCUGCCAAAGGAUCAUGCUAUUCACCUAGAUUUAAUUGGUCAAGUCCAUGGAGUUGGAGCAGCAGAGACCUACUUCAAUAACCUGUCUGACAAAGAUAAGACAGAGAAACCCUACGGUGCACUUCUCAACUGCUACACACAAGAACUCUUGGUCGACAAAGCGUUGGCCCAUUUUCAGAAUAUGAAAGAGCUGGGUUUUGUGUUCUCCACGCCCCCCUACAAUAACCUCAUGGGCCUCUAUACCAACAUAGGGCAGCAUGAGAGGGUACCUUCGGUGAUGGCACAAAUGAAGAGCGAUGGGAUUGUUCCUGAUAAUUUUAGCUACAGAAUAUGCAUAAAUUCUUAUGGCACAAGAGCUGACUUUUUUGGGUUGGAGAACACCCUGGAGGAGAUGGAAUGUGAGCCUCAAAUUGUUGUUGACUGGAAUACCUAUGCUGUUGUGGCAAGCAACUACAUUAAGGGUGACCUAAGGGAGAAGGCAUACUCUGCCUUAAGGAAAGCAGAGGCAAAAAUGGAUAAAAAGGAUGCGGGUGCCUAUGGCCACUUGAUUUCCUUGUAUGGCUACCUUGGGGACAAAUCAGAAGUCAAGAGGCUAUGGGUGCUGCAAAUGUUGAACUGGUACCGCCAAAAGGGCUUGCCGGACAAGGCUGAGACGCUGUUCGACGGCUUCUUGAAAAAGGGAAAGAUGCCUACUUCAACCAGCUGGGGGAUUGUGGUGAUUGGCUAUGUGGAGAAAGGUGAUGUCGCGAAAGCUUAUGAGCUGACCAAAAAUGCCCUCUCUGUGUACGUCCCCAAUACCGGCUGGAUCCCUAGGCCUUCAAUGAUUGAGAUGAUACUUAAGUAUCUUGGAGAUGAAGGGGAGGUCAAGGAUGUCGAAGCUUUCAUUAGUCUACUGAAAGUUGCUGUGCCAUUGAACUCUGAUAUAACCGAGGCUUUGUCGAGGGCUCGUUCGAGAGAACAGAAAGCUGAAGAGGCAAUGGAAGCUCCUCGCGAGGAUAAUAUUGCCUGA